Messenger RNA from Suhomyces tanzawaensis NRRL Y-17324, 966 nucleotides. RefSeq names its product Mec3p (gene MEC3). Lineage: Eukaryota; Fungi; Ascomycota; Pichiomycetes; Serinales; Debaryomycetaceae. The transcript has a single exon. The record is from RefSeq and is a predicted model, not a curated record. The coding region runs from base 1 to 966 and encodes 321 amino acids. Gene Ontology annotation, biological process: telomere maintenance; mitotic intra-S DNA damage checkpoint signaling; mitotic DNA replication checkpoint signaling. Gene Ontology annotation, cellular component: site of double-strand break; checkpoint clamp complex; nucleolus.
AUGAAGCUCAAGCUCCGCACCCAGAGCACCGAGGCCCUCAAGACCACCCUCUCCCUAAUCUCGCAAAUCCGUCGCUUUGUCAUUCUCCAGUUCACACCAUCCCAGCUCCAGGUCAUCCUGGUCAACGGUCAGUCGGUCACCCUGGAGCCCCAGGUGUGGUGCAAGCUCAACAUGACCACCAUGUUUGACCAGAUCGAGAUCCAGAGCUUGCGAGACAACACCAUUCUGCUCGAAAUUAACGUGGAAUUGCUUCUCCAGACCUUGCGUAACUUCGAUAGGGCCAACAGCGACGGCCUAAACAUCCGGCUUCAGCGCAAGGACUCAGCUGGAGGCCAGGGAGUCAACACCCACAACGGAAGAACCGCAUCGUUGGCGCUUUUCUACUCCAAUUUUAAUGCCAACACCAACACCAUCAACCACACGUUCCGCAUCCCUGUUAAGAUCCUCAAAAGCUCCCACGACUCGGCCAUGUUGCGGGAACCCGAGUUGAGCGAGGUCGAUCUCAUCAUGAGGCUCCCUCCCGAAUUCGUAGCCACCUACAAACGACUCGAAAAAUUCAAAAAGACCGCCAACAACGACUUAGUGACCAUCAAGGCUACCAGGCGAAGCGGGGGCUUCCUUGGGUUUGUGUUGGAGGAAGAUGGCAAGUACAAGGUCACUAUCAGUUGGAACCAACAGCUCGAGGUCCAGAAACCCAAUGCUGAUGCAAAUUUCGACAGUGACUCCAUACGAUUGGCUGUAUUGAAAAACCAGGACCAGGGCCCCGACGAGGAGGACCCGUCGGAAGACAAGGAGAUUUCCGUGCGUCUUAAGGACUGGCAAAUGGCGUCUAAGAUCGUGGCCACCUGUAAGACGGUGGUAUUUUUGAUCACUCCGCGAGAGGUGGUACUUCACUGCAUGCUCGAAGACUCUGAAGACGUGGAGAUCAUAUACUACAUUGCUGGGAUCCGGCGUGAUCCCUUUUAG